AUGGUGCCGGGCCAGGCGCUGGCGUACGUGCUGCUGGCCGCCGUCGCCGCCGCCGCCGCGCUGCAGGCCUCCGUCGUCACCAAGCACGGCCAGCCCGAGCUGCAGUGGAUGGGGAUCAGCGCCCUCUACGCGCUGUUGCGUUGCCCUGGCGGCGCCUUCUGUAGGCAGGCCGGCGCCGGCGUCGCUAGCGCCGUCGCGGCCGGGCUCGCCGCCGCCCUGCUCGCCUUCCUCUCCGCCUUCAACCUCUUCAGGCUGUACGGUAGCAAGAGCUAA
Molecule: messenger RNA, 273 nt
Organism: Miscanthus lutarioriparius
Lineage: Eukaryota; Viridiplantae; Streptophyta; Magnoliopsida; Poales; Poaceae
Source: the annotation of a GenBank genome assembly